GCUAAAAACUUGAACCAAAUCCAAUGCCAACCCACCACCAUCCGUACACUUGCAUCCUUCUGUAACCCAGCAAGUGGGAGCGUCUCUGUACGUGAUACUCUCUCACACAGAGAGAGAGAGAGAGUGAGAGUGAGACGCAGACCCAGGAUUCAUUUUCCCAAGGAUCAGGGGUGCACGUUUACUAUCCUCCACCUACUCCCUCACUGUCAUAUGACUCAUAUCUCUCCCUCUUUGAAAAACUGAAGAAAUAAAGAGGAAAGGAAAGGUAAGCCAAAGUUCCUCGGAAGAAAAUAAAGACAUUUACUACUCCGAAAGAGUGGAUUUGAGAAUUUGUUGCUUCCUUUUCUUCAUUUAAAGAGUUGAUUUGGUUGUUGGUUUGGAGCUUCUUGGUCUGGAUUUCAUACUGCGGAGUUCCUCUUAAAGUUUUCCUUUUCCCCCGAAAAUUUGGAUCUUUUGUGCGUGUGCGUGUUUUUUUUUUCACCUUCCGGUUAGUCUCUGGUGGAUUUGAUUCUCAUUGAAAAGUGUAACUGUUGCAUUGAUUUCAAAGUUAAAUUAUUUAUUCUUAAUUUUUUUAUUAUUUGUUCAAUGCGGCUUCUCUUCCCUGUACUAUGGUAUCACAGACUCUUUUUUCUUUGUAGAAUUUAUGAAGUAUAUCUUAAACUUAUGUUUGAUUGCUAAUAAAGUGAAUCAAAGAAAAAGAAUCGAGAGUUUUGAGCGUACAUGAGAGGUUUGAUUGUGGAACAAAGGAAAACCAAUGGCCAAAGAAUUAAAGAAAGAAAAGAGAGAACUUUUGAACAUGUUUUUAAUUGCGAACAGCAGGAAAAAGAGGGGAAAAAAAGGGGAAAGCGGAGGAUAAGAAAAUUCAAGUGGGUACUCUAAUUGAAAGUUCUAGAGAACAUUUUUUGUAUUGAGGAAAAGUUUAUUUAUUUAUUUAUUUAUUUUAAAUGGUUAUUUUCAUAUCCAAAUUUAAUUCUAUAAACAUUUUUUCCCUUCAGUUGAUUGGUACUGUCCCUUUUGUUUUGUUUUGUUUUUGUUUUUCUGAGUUUAUGAUCUUUGUUCCUCUUGUAAAGUUUUCAAGUUAAGGUUAGAUUGGUGGCAGAAACAUGGAAUUAAGCUCAUAGGGGGAAGAAAAUGUUGUCUCCUGUUUUGGUCAUAAAAGAGACAGAAAGAAGCUUAAUCAUAGUAAAUAAUUAGUAGCCGACGUGCACCCUGUGAAUCUUCACCAUGUCGAGGCAAGCUCACCUCCCUCCACGCUGCCCAAUUCAAAAGAAACCCAUUGCUGGCCCACUUCAUGACUCUGUCUUUCAACCCUUGCACAUCACUGAAUCAUACUCGCUGCACCAUAAGUCUUCCUCCCAAAGAUCCAUCCUAGAAGAGCAGCCAGCAUGGCUUGAUGACUUAUUAAGUGAGGCAGACUCAAACUCCAGAGGAAUGUCACAUCGUCGAUCAGUUAGCGACUCUAUUGCACUUUUGGAUGCUCUUGCAGACGCAUUUCCAAGUCUGACCCCAAGUAAAGAUGCUGAGAACUCGGUUGUUAAUGAGACUUGUAAUGGUUUGGAUUCAGCUUGUACCUAUGGUCCCAAUUCCCCUCGGCGAAAGAGCAAUUUAACCUCUGUAGAGAAUGCCUUAGUUUCAGCAUUGUCAGAAUAUGAUUCCCAGGAUUCUAUGCAUUAUGUAGAUGGGAAUCUUCACAUUUCUGCAAGUGCUCACUCUGAUUUGAAAGGAGAUGAUUAUCAUUCAAUCGGCGGGCUGAACACAGAGAAAAAGGAUUCAAAACGGCACUCUGGGCAGCGUUCAAGGGUUCGUAAACUCCAGUAUAUUGCUGAACUGGAAAGAACUGUAGAUGUUUUGCAGACUUUGGAGUCAGAUUUGGGAGUCAGAGUUGCUGCUCUUCUUCGGCAGCGUGCUGCUCUGUCCAUGGAAAACUACAAAUUAAAGCAGCAGGUGGCCAGAUUGCAGCAAGACAAAUUAAUCACGGAACGUCAAUAUCAGUCUCUGAAGAAAGAACUGGAGAGAGUUAAAAUUGGUUUUGCAAAAUCUCCAAAUAGCAAGGUCAGCUCAUAUUUUGGGUCUAGUCCUGCUGCUGAGGGAUCUAGAUCAGAGGCUGCGUGGCAGAUGUUAGAUAUGGGAAAACUUAACAUUAGUUGAAUCUAAAAAUACUGAAUUAUGACUUUUAUAAUUGUGGAACUGAAAAGAUAUGGCCCUUUGCUUCAUCCCCAACAUGUUCGAAGCGGAUCCAUCCAAAGCUACAACAUGUUCUUUUUAGAGCCAUUUCUUUCAGUCUCACUCCUAAACUGUAGUCUUCAGAUGACAUGUGGUACUUGAUGUUCUGGCAACUAAUCUUUAUAAUGUAAGUGGAAAGUGAGACGAUCUUUUGUAGAUUUAUCUUCGGACUCGUUACAAAGCUAGAGAAUAUAUUGGAGCGUUCAAGGAAUCUCGUAAUGCCGGGA
This is a messenger RNA of Carya illinoinensis, 2450 nucleotides long. Its product is annotated as basic leucine zipper 2. Lineage: Eukaryota; Viridiplantae; Streptophyta; Magnoliopsida; Fagales; Juglandaceae. The record is from RefSeq and is a predicted model, not a curated record. Gene Ontology annotation, biological process: regulation of DNA-templated transcription. The transcript has 4 exons. The coding region runs from base 1225 to 2148 and encodes 307 amino acids. Gene Ontology annotation, molecular function: DNA-binding transcription factor activity.